GCAUGGCAUGCUGGGAUACCUCUUUCCAUCAUGGCGGAGAAGAGAGUAGGCUAACGUUGACGGUUAGCAUAUUCAACAACUUCUUGAUUUCGCGCGAUUCAGCACCGUAUUCACCUGGCCUCGACACUCGCAUCUACACGAACCGGAGCGUUUUGACUUAAAACUGCAUUGAUUAAGAGAGAUCCACUCCAGCGUCAUUAAGAGGGUCCUUUACCACAUUUCUGUGCUGCUGCGAUGGAAUGUGCAGUGGAGGUUCCAUCAGGUGAGGAUGAAAAGCCUGAGAAAGACGAUGUGAACGCCAAGGAAGGCACUGAGGUACCCCACAAGAAAAACAAGAAGCACAGGAAACACAAAAGCAAAAAGAAGAAGCGGAGGAGAAAAGGCGAGAAGGAGAGCAGUUCAGAAUCUGGCGCCGAGUCAGAUGAAGAGCCUCCACCUCCACCGAGAAGGACCACUAGAGCCAGUGCCAGAUUGGCAGCUGUGACUGGAAAUGAACACACUGGACCGAAGGAAGAGAAGAGAAAAGAUGCAAUUAUUGAUGCAGAUGGAGGCUCGAAACCCAAAAAACAUAAAAGGCAAGCUGCGAAAAAGAAAAAAAAGAAGCGAAAGAAAGAUGAAAAGCAAGAAAAAAAAUCGUCACGCUCGCCUUCUGACAGCAGCUCAGCUUCAGGUUCUGACUCUGACGGGGAAGGAGGUAAAACAGCGGGCAAUGGGAAACAUUCCCAAGUUGCCGUGCCUGACCUGAAGGAACCAACAAGCCGACCGAAUCCAAAAGGCGACCAAGAGGAAGAUGAGGUAGCUCCCAUCUCAAUGCAAAAGCCUGAAUUGCCAGAGGUUAAGAAGGAAGAGAUAGCAGACAUGGAUGUGUCCUGCACACAAGAGAUGGUCAGUUGCACCAAUGAAAUUGAGAAGGAUAAGAGAUCACCUUUUGUUGGCCAAGAUGAGAUAACACAGACAGAUAGUGUUGUGGUUAAGAGUGAGAGCAGCUAUGGAGAGGCCAAAUUCAUGCACGCUCAGGAACUACCUGACAUCAUCCCAAAACAGGAAGGUAGUACUCCAAAAGAUGACCUAAUCCAAAAAGACCAGGCUAGUUUGCUACAAGGGGGAACGGUCAAGGAGCACGACUCGCCCAGGUCUUUAUCUCCUUCUAGGGGAUUAGAAAUAAAGAAGUCAGAAUCGGGCCCCAGUCGGUCACCGUCCCCCUGUCUUAGCAAGCAAGAGGCUGAGGUUCAAUCAGAAGAACCUAAGAAAGAACGGUCUAGAACCCGUUCUAGGUCAAGCUCAAAGGAAAAGCUGCCUUCAACUCCUCAGAAGAGUCGAAGCCCCUCUCGCUCCAAGUCCCGCUCUCCCACUCCUAAAUCCAAGAAAAAAACGCUCUCUCCAUUCCGAAAGUCACAGAAAACAACCAGCCGCCGAUCCCGUUCCACCUCCCUCUCUGUCACUCCAGUGAAAAAGGGAUCAAAAUCUCUGAGCAAGUCCAAGUCUCCUAAACGACGGCGGGGUUCUGUGUCCGUUUCCCCAAAGCGACGCAGGAGCUCUCCCUCACCCAAAAGAAAAGUGUCACGAUCCCCUAAGCGUGGAGGGCGGAGGUCCCCCUCCCUGUCUCGGUCUCCAAGGAGAAGACGUAGGUCAAAGUCUCGUUCCCGUGGGGGCAAAAGGCGCUCCAGGACCCGGUCACCAAGGCGAGGCGGCGCAGUCGGUCGACGUUCAUUGUCACGUUCCAUCACAAAGCCCCGCCGUUCUCACUCUAGGUCUAGACGCCCUCUUGCUCGCUCUAGAUCAAGAUCAACAACAAGGCGUGCAGGAGGCAGACGCUCCAGGAGUCCAUCCUUGUCACGGCGCAGGAGGUCCCCUCCAACCAGGUCCCGCCGCUCACGGUCUCGGUCAGCUCGGCGGAGCAGACGGACCCGUUCACGAUCCAUUGCAAAGACGAAGCGCAGCCGGCGCUCCAGAUCCAGGAGUCCUCGCAAACGGACCAAAUCAAGAAGCCCACCCCCCCGGCGGCGAUCCAAAUCCCGUUCGGCGGUCAGAAGGCGAUCUCGAUCGCCUGCAAGGAGGAACCGGUCACCACCGAGGUCAAGCAAGCGCUCAAAGUCCCGCUCUCUGUCUCGAAGACACCGAUCACCGCUGCCGAGCAAAAAGAGGUCAAAAUCUCCAAGAAAGAGUGGACGGAGGUCGAAGUCUAAAUCUGUCUCUAGGGGGUUGAACAAAUCUAAAUCCAGGUCUAGGUCUGAAUCAAGUGAUGGAAGGUCUGAAAGUUCCUCUUCAGCCAGAUCCAUAUCUUGCACACCAGUUAAAGAGAAGAAGGCUUCUCCUCCUGCUAGAGAGAAGGCUUCCCCUCCUGCUAGAGAGAAGGCUUCCUCUCCUGCUAGAGAGCAGAAGGCUUCCUCUCCUUUUAGAGAGAAGGCUUCUCCUCCUGCUAAAGAGCAGAAGGCUUCCUCUCCUUUUAGAGAGAAGGCUUCUCCUCCUGUUAAAGAGCAGAAGGCUUCCUCUCCUGCUAGAGAGCAGAAGGCUUCAUCUCCUGCUAGAGAGAAUUUUUCCUCUCCUGCUAGAGAGAAGACUUCCCCACCUGCUAGAGAGCAGAAGGCUUCAUCUCCUGCUAGAGAGCAGAAGGCUUCAUCUCCUGCUAGAGAGCAGAAGACUUCAUCUCCUGCUAGAGAGCAGAAGGCUUCAUCUCCUGCUAGAGAGCAGAAGACUUCAUCUCCUGCUAGAGAGCAGAAGGCUUCAUCUCCUGCUAGAGAGCAGAAGGCUUCCCCUCCUGCUAGAGAGAAAACACCAGAAGUGUUGGAAGUGUUCAGACCUGUUGAAGAAAACGGAUCCCCUUCUGUUGAAGCAGCAGGCGAUCAGCAACCAUUGCCCCCCGCAGCUGACGCCAGUCCCCAGGGCGGGAGUUCCCCAGAUAAGGCGCAGGAUGAGCCCGUUCUGGUUCAAAACGUGCAAGGUCCCAGUUCAAGAUCUGCUUCCCGAGAGCGAGGCAGUGGCUCGGAUGCUUCCGAUUCUUCCGAAGGGUCAGAUGACGAUGAGGAAUCUCCAAUCAAAAUUGUGUCAAAAAGCAAGAAAAGCUCCUCAGGUUCAGCCUCUCCAGAAGUACCAAAGAAGCCGCUUUCCAAGUCCCGCUCACCCGCUGAUCGCAGGAAAGUUUCUCGCUCAACCUCAAAGAUUGCAUCCAGAAGAAAGUUGUCCAGAUCCAAGUCUCCAGUUAGGAAAAGAGACUCGGUCUCUCCGUCACAAAGAAAGAAGCGACGGUCCAAAUCUCGGAGUCCCGUUCGACGGCGCAGAUCCCGUUCACGUUCUACCACGCGACGCAAGCGUUCUGUCUCCAAGUCACGAGCUAGAAACCGCCGAUCCAAAUCCCGCUCUCCAGCUCGCAAGAGACGGUCCCGUUCACCAAAUGUUCGGGGAAGGAGGAGAUCCAAGUCCCCGGAUAGGAAUAAGCGCUCCAAGAGCCGCUCCACAGGCCGGAGGAAAAGAUCCAGAUCGGGAGACAGAAGCAGGCGCUCGCGGUCCCGCUCCUCAGAUCGCAGACGCAGGUCAAGGUCACGAGGCCGAGGGCGACGGCCAGCAUUUCGCAGUCGUUCGUUUGACAGACGAGACAGAUGGAAGAGGGAACCAAGUCACUCUCCGGUUGUCAUUCUCCGCAAGCAACGCCGCUCAGGGUCCCGAUCUCGACGCAGCCCUAGCAAGACGCCUCCAAGGCUCACUGAUCUGGAUAAAGACCAGCUGCUUGAAAUAGCCAAGGCAAACGCUGCCGCCAUGUGUGCCAAGGCAGGGGUUCCCAUUCCUGAGAGUCUUCGGCCAAAAGCCAUUCUCCAGCUCCCUCUCCCAACGCCAUCCCCUGCCCCCAUUUCAUUACCUUUACCUUUACCUCUGCCAAUGGGCAUGGGAAUGCACAACAUGUCCAGCAUGGGUCCAAUGGGCUUACCAAGUAUUCCUGGAAUGCCCACAAUGUCAAACAUCACCAUGAGUGCUGCUGUGGCAAGUAUGACAGCAGCCACCAUGACGGCCGCCUUGACCAACAUGGGUGCGCUUGCAGCUAUGCCGCCCCUUGCCCCUCUUCCCACCAUCACUAAUAAACCACCCCCUAGCCUUGCCCCACCAGCGCCGUCUCUAAACAUGGACCACAUCGAGGAAGCAAAGAGAAAAGUCACUCAUCAGGCCAACAUACAUACCAUUAAGGAGCUGACGGAGAAAUGCAAGAUGAUUGCAAAUAGCAAAGAGGAGAUGGCUAUUGCUAAGCCCCAUGUGUCAGAUGAUGAAAGUUAAAGCGAUCAAGGACACAAGCCACUUCAUUUGAACGACUGAGGCAAAAUGUAGGAUUCUCUUGAAGGACCUUCUUUCCCACAGUCCUCUCUGUUAGCCCGAUGGUCUGACAGAGCGGUGAAGCACCCUGGUUGUUGCAGCUACAAAACAUCGGAGCGCCAGCAAGGCCAACUGCUCCCCACUUUGUUGUUUUGUUUGUAUGAGAGCUAGAGACUUGCAGACUUUCACCUGUUUUCCUACUGACUAAACAGGCCGCACUGAGGUGCACAGUUGUAUGACUGUACAGUGAGUUUUAGUACGUUUGUGUCGAUGUCUUUCACCACCAUCCAUGCAGAGCAGCUUCUCACCUAGAUAAGACAGUUAGAAAUCCCGAGGAAGAAACGAAAUGAACUAACUUCUGGGACGAAUGCUUUUGUAUGCGUUAUACAUUUCUCCGAAACUGUUAUACCUUUAAGUUUUUUUUAGGAUUUCAUUAAACAGGCUAUUCCUUGUUUUGCUGUACUCUUUUCAGUUAUCUGUAACCCCCUGUUUUAUGAUCAAAUAAUGCAAAAUAGGUUAAAAGAAAGUAUAGCUCCUCACUUGUGAUGUCUUUAUACAAAUUAGGAGUCAUAAAAGUAAAAACAGAAUGCAAGAUCCCGUUAUUUAGAACAUUUCAGUAUGUUGACUGCAAAGGAACUACAUAACCUGCUGUCCUGCUUGUGUGCAGAGUACAGCACCGAUGUCAUCUUUGAUCUGCUAUUUAGUUCUGAACGGAUUUUCCUCUGGAUUUAGAUCUUUGUUUUAAGAUCAUUUUAGAGGCACAAACUGCUUAGGUUAUGUUUUCAGAAUAGCACCCAUCGGUUAAUAUGGAUAUCUUAGAUGAGUGAUCAACUUCGAUGUGACGAUGAACCCCCAAGCUCUAGUAAUUUAGUUUUUUGUUGUUUUCUUUUUUGUUUUUUUGUUUUUUAUCCGGGGUUCUUCUAGCUUAAGCUAAAACGAUUACACAGUAACGUGUCCUUAAAUACGUUGCUCAAUAAAACUCUUCAAAAACAUUUCACUUUCAUUCAGAUAAUACACGUUAGUAGUUUUAGAUGAAUUCAGUAGUAAAUUUGACCCUUUUUUAAGUUUCUCAUUUAAUUUUAUCACUUUUUUUAAAUCUCUAUGAUCUUUUCUGCAGAAAGCUGACGAUAUCCUGUGAAAUGUUUCCGACAAUCAGGGUAUUAAGAUGCUUGCGUUAAAGGUCAAACAAUGGGUACAUGGACAUGCAUACACCUUCUAGCUUUGUUUUCAGGUGGCUUGUUGGUUAAAAAAAGGUUAUUAAUGUGGAAACAUUAGAGCCCAACAAACCCAAACAUUUAAACACUUAGGACCUGGAAAUGCUCUUAUCUCAGCCUCACUCGUGUGCGCGUGCUUGUUUGCCCCGUUGAAUAAUCGAAGAACAAAGACAAACUUGGUGCUCAUAGAAAAACAACAACUGUAAGGGACAAGUGUAUUCUGAUUAAAAUGAGAUAUUGUCAUAAUUAUCUUCAUUGGCGGGGUAUGUAAUUGUGAUUCCAUGCAGCUUUUUCACUCUCAUGCCCAAGUUUGGUAAAACUAUAGAAAACGAGCUCUGAAGAUUUUUUGUCAACUUUAAUUAAACUUGCUCUGUACAAUGUCUUGUUAUAACUAUCAUAACAUUUUAGGGUUCUUUUUGUUUCUUUUAUUUCAACAUGAUAUUGUUGCUUGCUUUGUAUAUAAACGUGUUGAUGAUUAUUAAAAACCUCAACAAAUCUGUA
Messenger RNA from Fundulus heteroclitus (mummichog), 6014 nucleotides. RefSeq lists its product as uncharacterized. Gene Ontology annotation, molecular function: RNA binding. Lineage: Eukaryota; Metazoa; Chordata; Actinopteri; Cyprinodontiformes; Fundulidae. Gene Ontology annotation, biological process: regulation of cell cycle; regulation of mRNA splicing, via spliceosome. The record is from RefSeq and is a predicted model, not a curated record. Bases 235 to 4263 code for a protein of 1342 amino acids. The transcript has 10 exons.